Prunus persica (peach) is the source of this 914-nucleotide messenger RNA. RefSeq lists its product as uncharacterized. The coding region runs from base 397 to 681 and encodes 94 amino acids. NCBI's taxonomy places the organism in Eukaryota, Viridiplantae, Streptophyta, Magnoliopsida, Rosales, Rosaceae. The transcript has a single exon. The record is from RefSeq and is a predicted model, not a curated record.
AUAGUGUUGGGCCCAGUCUACGUGAAUCGAGUGUUAGCCACACAUCCAACAUGUGACAUGACAUGAUGUGUGAAACCGCCCCCAUCAUGUUUAUAGGUCCAAACAAAUAAAACACUUCCAACCACAUUAUGUCAUCCGGGACCGAGAUCCUAUUUCAUUGUCCCUUUUUUAGCUUAUCCUAUUUCAUUGUCAUGGAUCGAGCAUGUUACAAUUAUAGCAGCUACCUAGCCACGUAAACCCGGCAACUCCUAGCAAUGAGACACGUUUCCGACACUCUACACGUGGCAAACUUGCAGAGCAAGAGAUAAAACAUGAUAAAAGGACACACGCAGAAGCCAAGAGAAACCGAAGCAAAUCAAUUCUAACUCACGUAAACGAGAAAAAUCGAUAUUCGUAAUGGAGAGUACGCAAGAGCAGCAGCAGAACAGGAAGCCAGCUGCUGGGGCUAGCGAAGCCAAGGGGAAGAUAGAGGAAGGGUUGCCAAUGAAGGACAGUCCGUACCUGCAGUACGAUGACUUGGAGGAUUACAAGCGUCAGGCCUAUGGAACGGAAGGCCAUCUCCAGGUGGAGCCCGGCCGAGGCGCCGGGUCCACCGAGGGCCCCACUGUUUCUGGCGCCAAUGUCUCCUUUCAGGGUGAUCUCUCCGCCACCGAAGCUAUUAACCGCCAAGGAGUUCCUUAAUUAGUUUUAUUUUUAUUUUUCUUCAUAUAUAUAUAUAUAGAGUAUGUAUUGGAGUGGUGUAUCAUAUUGGUAUAGCUACAUAUAUAUACAUACAUAGCAGACAAAAGGGAGAGGAGACGUUUGCCAUAUCUCUUCACCUCCUGAAACAUUAAACGGUAACUGCUAAAUGAGGGGGACGUUUUAUGUAACUUUUUAUUUUACUUUUUUGGAUAUCCCACAAAUUUUCUUUCAAU